CAUUACAUUUUACAAAAUUCAGCACAACACAACAAAAUAAUUUAUAACAAUUUUGUAAACGUUUCAAAUUUUUAAGUUACAUUUAUAUAACGCACAAUUUAUCGAACAAAAUGGAGCCAGCAACCGCAACCGCAACGCCAAUUGAAGCAGCUGCAGCUGAGCCAGAGCAGCAGGCAGCUGAGGAGCCAGCAGCAGCAGAGAUCGCCGAGAUCGCCGAGAGCGCUGGCGAGCCCACAAAGCCAUUGGAGCAGCAGAUUCAACAGCAGCAAAUCGCAUUUAGAAAUCGACGCAAUCCCAUCACAGGCGAUGGUAUAAAUAUUUAUAAAUUGUUUCAAACACGCAAGCCAGCUGGACACACAGCUUGCAAUCCUUUGACCGGCGAGGGGUAUCCGCCCGAACGCACAGACAUGGAAGCGUUACAACGCGUGCAAAUGCUAUAAUAUUCUAUUACUCAUUGAUAUAUAGAGCUAUAGUUCUAUCUAUAAAGUCUGCAGUACCAAGCUCACGUCUCUCGAUCGGGCUGUGAGUUUUGUAUAUAUAGAAUAUGGAUAGAAAUGCUGCAUAUAAAAUUUGUAAUUGUAAAAUUUGCGCACCUCUCAACUUUUAUGCGAAUUAUAUAACUUUCGUAAAUGAAGUCAACAAAU
Molecule: messenger RNA, 644 nt
Organism: Drosophila busckii
Lineage: Eukaryota; Metazoa; Arthropoda; Insecta; Diptera; Drosophilidae
Product: maker347
Exons: 3
Coding region: 111-440 (109 amino acids)
Source: RefSeq, a predicted model, not a curated record